Parnassius mnemosyne (clouded apollo) is the source of this 3738-nucleotide messenger RNA. The record is from the annotation of a GenBank genome assembly. NCBI's taxonomy places the organism in Eukaryota, Metazoa, Arthropoda, Insecta, Lepidoptera, Papilionidae.
AUGUAUAACGGCAUUGGAUUAACGACUCCGAGAGGAUCGGGCACUAAUGGCUAUGUUCAGAGAAAUUGGGCCACUGUGAGGAAAACUAAGGAUUCUGUGAAUUAUCGGACUGAAGAAGAGAUAGCAAAGUUGGAUUCAGCAUCAAACAAGCAGCCUAACCGUGAAAUACUUGAUCAUGAGAGGAAGAGGAAGAUCGAAGUAAAAUGUGCAGAGCUUGAGGAUAGCCUGGAAGAACAGGGGUUGCCGAAGGAGGAGAUAGCGGCGCGUGUUGCCGCCUUCAGAGCGAAGCUUUCGGAAUCGAGCAGUGGAGACAAGGACGUGCCCAGGGACGAAUUUGGAAGGGUAGCCGUACGCGAAACGCACGCAGUCGCUGAAGCGCAACAAGAGAAGAACGCAAGGCUCCGAGAUGCGUUUGGUAUAUCGCCGAGGUUCGUGGAGGGGACCAGCUUAGACCCGGAACGUCGAGCAAGGGAGGAGGCAAAGCGAUAUCCACUUGUGAGAACACCUAGCCACGAAAGAGAAGAACGGGACACGCAUGUGCCAAAAAAGAAAAAGAAACGAAGUGCAUCGCCAGAAUCAAAGAAAUCCAAGAAGAAAAAAUCCAAGAAGAAUAAGAAAGACAAACAUGAAACCAGCAAGAAGAAGAAGAAACGCUCUAAGUCUCCAAAUUCCGACAGCUCGGGCAGUUCUGAUGUUGGCCAAGACAGUGAUUCUGCUAGCUCUGAUGAUGAAAAGCAGAAGAAAAAGAAAAAGAAAAAAUCGAGUGCCCGACGUCGAGCAAGUAGUGCACGAUCCAGCCGCGAGAGUUCUCCAGUAAAUGAAGCGAAAGAUGGGCACAGUGAACGCGGAAAGGAGCUCAAAGCGGAUAGUGUAAAGGGCAAAAGGAAAGAAAGCGAACGCGAUGAAAUACGACAUCACAGUCGUUACGCGGAAGCGACUAGAAAUACAAGACCCGAUGAAUCAAGAAGGCGCGAAGAUCGCAGCUUGUCUAAUGAAAACCGAAGGCAGUCACCGGAAUACAGACAAAAAUCCCACGUCACCAAAAUUGCAAAUAAAAAGCGCGAACCCUCUCGAGACAAUACCGAAAGACCUAAAUCAUCAAAACGCGAUCGUCCACGGUCUGUUUCAGAAUCUGAUGAGGAACCAACCCCUAGAAAUAAAGUAGAUAAAAGAGAUAAAAAACAAUACCAGAGAGAAGUUAGCGAGUCCCCGCCGCCUUCUAAAAGGAAGAGAAAGAGUCCUUCCAUUGAGAACCGAAGAAGUGACUUAUAUCAUAAAUAUGCUCAUCGCGAUAGUGACAGACUCCAAAGGGAGAGUUCUCGAGACGAAAGCAAGUUGCACCGGAGAAGUAAAUCGCGAGACUACAGAAAUCAUAGAAGACAGGAAGACAGUAUCGGAAGAAGUAAAGAUGAAAUAUAUAACAGUAAGAAAUACAACGACAGACGAGAACCAUCAAGACGUAGAGACAGUUACGAGGAACAGCCGAGGACCAAGAAAACUAGGAUUAGUCCUAGAGCUCAACGGGAUUCGUCCCCUGAAUGUCAUGAUCCUCCACAAAAUAAAGAUAAGAGAAUAAAGCCUGUAUCUAAAGGGCCGGAACGAUAUUACAAAAAUUUCGAAUCCGCAAAACGAUUAUCCUCAUCGGAGUCGGAACCAGAAUCGCCACCCAAACAAAGGCCAGAGAAAGUACUGCAAAGUAAACUUCGAUAUUAUAAAGAUAGAAGUGUGUCGCCGCUCGUGAAAGAAAAGAAUAGAAGUAGCCCAUCGCCAAUACGCAGAAGACGUGAUUCAUCAUCAGUAAAAAGACAAAGUUCCCCAUCACCAAAAAGGUAUAAUUCGUCACCGUUGAGACACGAUGCGCCACAACCAAGGAGACAUGGUUCGUCGCAGUCACGGAAGCGCGAUGAAUCACCGAGUAGAAGACGCGAUUCGCCGACAAGAAGGCGCGAUUCGUCGCCGCUAAAAAGGCGCGAUUUGUCACCUAUGAGAAGGCGUGAUUCCUCACCUCUAAGAAGGCGCGAUUCCUCACCUCUAAGAAUGCGCGAUUCCUCACCUCUAAGAAGGCGCGAUUCGUCACCUCUAAGGAAGCGCGAUUCGUCACCUCUAAAAAGGCGCGAUUCCUCACCUCAAAGAAGGCGCGAUACCUCACCUCUAAGAAGGCGCGAUUCGUCACCUCUAAGAAGGCGCGAUUCGUCACCGCUAAAAAGGGGUGAUUCUUCGUCACCACGAAGACGUGAUCCAUCACCGUUCAGAAGACGAGAUUCGUCACCGCCAAAAAAGCGUAGUACUUCUCCACCCCGAAAAUACGAAACAUCACCAAGAAGGCACGAUAGGUCACCAUUACGAAGGCAUGAAUCGUCCCCACCUAAAAAGCAGGGUUCACCACCACCGAAAAGUAGAGAAGAUUAUAAGGCACCUUUCAAACUCGUUGACAAACGUGGUAGCAGCCGUUCUAAGAGAAAGUCGUCAACUCCCGAUGAAAGGCACAACCAUAUUCAAAGUCGGUCUAGGUCACCUUCACCACCUAAAAAGAGCAGUACGAAGGAGAAGGAAAAAAGUAACACACCAGUACGAAAGGGAAGAAAAUUACAUGAAAGACGUUCUUCGUCUCCAAAAAUAGACAACAAAAAUAAACACGAAAAAAAUCGUAGAGAUUCUCACAAGGACCGAUCGAGAUCGCGUUCGAAGCAAAGAAGCAGAAGCACAUCGAGCCUCAGUUAUUCCCCGGCAAGGCGGAGUCCUGAACGAUAUAGAGAUAUAAUUGAAACACUACCAGAAAAAGACAAACGUAAAUACAUCAAAUCUCCAUCAGACUUACAGCCUAAAAGAAAAAAGAAUAAAGAGAUCGUUGAAAACUAUAAACCUAAGGCUGUUUGCAUGAGAAGUUCAUCCAGCGAGAACGAAGACUCUGAAGAUGACUUCUUAAGGUUAGACGAGAGGGCUAGACAGGACGAGUUAGACAUCAAGGAAUUAACCAGGUUAAAAGAGAAACUAGCCCAAAUGGCCAAAGCUUCUAUGGAGAAAAAGAGGACUGACGAUGCUAAUGCUUCUACAUCGCAAGCCUGCAGUAGCGAAGUGAAAUUAGUGGAAGAAAAAACGAGGAAAAUAAGUACCUUAGUAGAAAAGUCCGUAGAAAAAUCACCACAACGGAAUCAUAAAAGCCCAGAGAAGUCCAGCCCGGUAAAGGAAAAGAGUCCAGUAAACAUAGAGAGUUCUCCGGAACUAAAGAGAGGGAGAAGUAAAUCCCGAAGUUGGUCGAGAUCUUCGUCGCGUCGUUCUCGUUCACGUUCACGGUCAAAGUCCAGGUCGCGCAAAUCGUCACGGUCUCGAUCAAGAUCACGUUCGCGAUCAAGAUCGUCGCGUUCCAGGUCCCGGUCUUAUUCUUCUUCAAGGCGAUCACGAUCAAGUCGUUCCAGUUCUUACAGCAGUAGAAGUUCGUCUAGAUCUUCACGUAGCUCUUCCAGAUCCACACGUUCAUCUAGAACAAUGACGGGCGUGUACGCCGAUUACCGUAGAUCGAGCGCCACGCGCGGCCGCACGCGCUCGCGCUCGCCCUCCAUCCCGCGCCGGGCCGGCUCGCCCAGUUUCUUGGAUAGGAGGCGCAUCACGAGCGCUCGCAAACGACCCAUACCGUACCGAAGACCAACACCUUCCUCGCCUAGCACAGUGAGCUACUACAGCAGCAGAUCCUCACAAAGAAGCUGGACUCGAUCUCCAAGGCCUGAACGUGAUGACUAA